AUGCGGAAAGACGACCAAGUAGACUUCGCAUUGCUCGCCGACGUGAGCAGAUUCCUGGCGGCCUGCAACGCUACAGCCCCGUCAGUAGACCCGUAUCACAAAGCACCAGCGUCUGCCAGCGACGAUGGCUUGGUACUGGCCUCCCACCAGCUCCUUACCGAGACUGAGACGCUUCUCUCGUCCCUAGAGACCCCGCAAGAACAGGCAGCUCCAAACGCUCGCUGCCAUCGCCCUGACGAACGCAUGCGCAUCAUUGAGCACAAAGAAGCAGCCAGCACAGACCAAGUAUCGGCUGACCGAAGACGCGAGCAUCGUAACGUGCAGGCAGCCAAGCGCCGAUCGAAAUACCGACAGAAGCUUAAAGACGAGAAGAAGACGCUAGAACGAGAAGAAGUGGAGCUGUCGAGUAAGUUAAACAAGCUAAAAAGAGCCCAUGAGGAAGAGAAGAUGAGGUAUGUGGACACCAUCUCGUUGAGUGUGUGGAGAGCCAUAGCUACGAGGCAGAAGGAGAAGCGUCUUGAGGCUGAGAACACUCAGAGACAGCUGCGAGCUCAAGUGAUCGGACGAGCGAGGAUGAUCCACCAGUUGAAGGCGCUGCUGCAAUGUCCCUAUAUAGAGGACAGUAACAAGUUAUGUGGACAGGCCGACGGUGAUGGCUCUGUGCUGUUCAAGACUUUUGUUAGUGAGUUGGAUGCCAUAUACGCACAGACAGACCAGGUCUUGCGAGACGUCAAGUUUCAAAAAUCCCGUAAGUUGACGUUCAAACCGACGCGGACGACAAAACAGGGGGUAGAGCUGUUCGAGAGCGCACACUCGUCCGAAGUCCCGUUUAAGUACGAAGACACCAGUCGUGCUGUGUCUCUGAUCUUGAUGACAGACCCGGACGUAGCGCCAUAUACCCAACAGGCCCAAGAACCAAAGGGUACAGUCACAGUGAAAUACUACGUCAAGUGUUCAUUAGAGAGAGGCGAGGUCGCUAAGCUGAAGGUCUACGUAGCAGUGCGAAGAGUCAUUGAAGCUGAUCGUCUGGUCUUCGUGUGGCGUUCUCUUACAGAGGGUCAAGAGCAUCUAGCUGGAUACCAUACAGACGAAACGGGGUGGUUCGUUCUACGGCCACAAUUGAUAAACGACGUGUCGUCGACGGUGCUGGAGAACUACGUACGCUUCAUACCCAUGACUGUCGGUGAUACAGCAAGUAGCACAAUGGAUACGGAUCGAUUCGCGACGGUAGUUGCCAAGACCGGGGAGGAAGAAGUCAACGAGAUGAUGCAAAUGCUGGAGAAAAUGCUGCUUGGAGGCGACUGA
Phytophthora infestans T30-4 is the source of this 1305-nucleotide messenger RNA. RefSeq lists its product as uncharacterized. Lineage: Eukaryota; Oomycota; Peronosporomycetes; Peronosporales; Peronosporaceae. The coding region runs from base 1 to 1305 and encodes 434 amino acids. The transcript has a single exon. The record is from RefSeq and is a predicted model, not a curated record.